CUCCACAUUCCGCGCGCAGUUUCCUCAUCCUUCAGCGGCAGCAACUACCGACAGACGCGUCUCCAGUGCGUGUCAAUAAACCCCGGGGAGCAUGAAGUGAAGUCUCCUAAGGAGAGCGGUGUUUGGUAUUGGGGCGGGUGCUGUCUCGGGACAGAUAGAAGGGACCCGCGUGUGGACAAGGAAGAGCAAUGUUGAAGAGUCCGUGCCUCGUCAUUCGCGAGUCCCGGCGGACAGAGUCGCCGGUCUCUCCCACCUCGCCUGGCGCGGUGACCCGAGGAGGAGGUGGUGGGACCCCCUCAAAACGGGACCCUGAGCUCUUCCGCCGCAGGGGUCUCAACCUUCAGCUGCUGCAACUGCAGCAGCUGCAGCAGCUGCAGCAAACCUCGGUUCGGACCGGAGCCCGGGGGUGCGGGACCCCCUCGCGUCUCCACAGGAGCUCCCCACGCAACGCGGCGGCUACGCGGGACCAGCUGAGGGGCUCGGCGCGCGGAGGCGACGGUGGUGGCGGUGGCGUCUGUGCUAAUGAAGAUUGGGAUGGUGGUGAUGAUGGUGAUGGCGGCGGUGAUGGUGGUGAUGGAGAUGCGCCCGUGCGCCUCACCCUCGCUCGCCUCGUGCGCCGCGUGGAGCGCGUGGUCCGCGAGGUGAGCGCCGUGCGCUGCGCCGUGGCCACCAUGGAGCGCGUGGCAGGGGACCGCCAAUUAGGGCCCCGGGCAGGACCCCGGACGGCACCCGAAGCGGGGCUACUCCGGCGGGACACCGAGGUGACACGGAGGAUACGAGAAGCGCACGAGAGGGCGCAAGAGGCGCUACUCGAGCUCUCUGAGACCCAGGCGCGCGUGUCCGAGGGACGGCAGCUGCUGGAGUCGCGACUCGGCGAGAAGGAGCGGCUGAGCGAGCAGCUGAGGCUCGCGCACGACUCCCUGCACGACGUGAACGCGCAGGGGGGGCAGGGUGCGUGGCUGAUCGUCAUCUCCAUCUUCACGCUGCUUGUCUCCAUGCUCCUCGCCUCCAUGUGGCCACGCAUCGUUCGCGGCGGCGGCGUCUACUGAGGACACUCGGCGACGAUGGCUACGAUGGUGAUGAUGGUGAUGAUGACGACGAUGAUGGUGAUGAUGGUGAUGAUGACGACGAUGAUGGUGAUGGUGAUGAUGA
Molecule: messenger RNA, 1152 nt
Organism: Petromyzon marinus (sea lamprey)
Lineage: Eukaryota; Metazoa; Chordata; Hyperoartia; Petromyzontiformes; Petromyzontidae
Source: RefSeq, a predicted model, not a curated record